UAUGCAUAAGACCAUUUUUCUCUUCUCUUUCUUAGCAUAUUUAACUCAAGUAUCUCGGUGCAAAUGGUUCAUAGAUGCUCACACAUAUGCCUUGUGGAAUAGAAAGACUCUAAGCGGAUUAGAAAGAAGUAUUUCAUUCUCCUUUGUUUAUUGUAAUGAUCAAGGAGGCUUGCUAUUAUAUACUGAAGGUGGUGAAGAUUUCUUUUUUGCUGCAGGAAUUGUUUCAGGCAACUUUUACUUGGAAUGGAAGACUUCAAAUACUGUUAUAGAAUUAUUAAUAAAGGCGAAUCUUUCACCUAAUACAACUAAUACUGUCAAUGUAUACAAUCUUGACUCUAGAGUACGAACAAUAGCAAACGUAAAUGGUCAAGUUGCUACUGUUGAAUAUUUAGUUUCUAUUGGUCUGGGAUUAGAUGUAAAUAAACUACAGAAUGGUCUAGUUUUAGUAGGUGGCUAUAAAAGUGCCAGUAAUUUACGUUUAUAUACUGAAAGACUUACAGCCUUUCCUAUAGUUUGUCUAACUAGUUUGUCAACAUCGGCAAUUAGCCUGAAUAUUGACGAUGCUGAUGAAAAGAAUGCUAUUAUCUCUCCCUGUCCAAAGCAUAUAUGCAUUAAACCGUCAAUAGCAACAAUCAAAUCAACUCUAUCGUACGCGACAUUAGACGUUCCUGUAGAGACAACAACGAGAACUAUUUUAUCCGUAAAGUUCAGAACGAAAGCUCCGGAUGGACUUAUUGGUUUAUUGGAAGGGCCAGCUUACUUGGCCAUUUACCUAUCCAAUGGAAGAAUAGCUAUUGCAUUAAACACAAGAGGAACAGGUGUACCUGCUGUUGGUUUAACAUCCAGGAAUGACUUUAACGACGGAAAUUGGAAGUCAGUUCGCAUUGUACGUACUGGAAACAUAGCGGAAUUAACAGAUGAAGCAGCUAGGUUUCUACUGCGUGUCACUUAUGGAAGCCAAACAGCAGCUUUUACCCUUAACGCCAAUUCUUUACACAUUGGAGGAGCUCCCCCUUCAAAACUUCCUUCAACUCUUCCUAUUGAAGCUAAAACAGCUUUGCCUAGUUGUCAGGAAGCACCAAAAUUUGUGACUUAUAAUCAAAUCAUUGAACCGGCCCCAACUGUUAACUUGCAAACACAAACUAAACAGUCCAAUGAAAUUGUUUUUGGACAAUGCUCGCCUAGUUUAUCUUGCCAAACAAAGUGCCAAUCUCCUUCUCAAACAUGCAAUUUUGUUUGCGAAUGUUCUAGUGGUUUUAGGAGAGUAGAUAAUUUUAACCCAUUACGUUGCUUGAAUAUUGAUGACUGUUCUCCAUCUCCCUGUCUCAAUGGAGGAAAAUGUCAGGAUCUUAUUAAUGACUACAAGUGCCAAUGUUUAACCGGAUAUACGGAUAAAAAUUGCUCGAAGAGAGAUCCUUGUUUACCCAAUCCUUGCGACAACGAUGGAACAUGUUCUGAAAUUGACGGUACUCUAUCUUGUACUUGUAAAGAAGGGUGGUCUGGCAAAAACUGUACAAUUGAUAAAGGGAGUUAUUCCUGCAGUUGUUUUGCUGGCUUCACUGGCCAGAAAUGUUCAACAGAAAUUGACGAAUGCAUUUCAAAUCCUUGCUCCAACAAUGGAACAUGCUUAAAUUUAGUGAACGCUUUCACUUGUUCAUGCUCAAACGGUUGGCAAGGUGUCCGAUGUCAGACUGACGUAAAUGAAUGUGCCUCUACACCUUGCAAGCAUAAUUCUAAGUGUAACAAUCUUCAAAAUGCAUUUUCAUGCGAAUGUAGUCCUGGAUGGACAGGACGCACUUGCGAAGAGGAUAUUGACGAGUGCCUUACGAAACCUUGUAAAAAUGGAGGUACUUGUGUAAACGGACCAAAUAAAUAUACCUGUGUAUGUACCGACGGUUGGAUUGGAAAGAAUUGCGACGAAGAUAAGAAGGAAUGCCUUAGUAAUCCUUGCGGUAAAAACGGCGAAUGCUUAGAAGGUACGAAUUCCUUUACCUGUUCUUGUAAACCAGGUUUUACAGGAAGUAGAUGCGAAACUGAUAUAGACGACUGCCUACCAAAUCCAUGUGCUAACUCUGGAACAUGUACAGAUCUAGUUAACUCAUUUAAAUGUCAGUGCUCUCCAGCAUGGACUGGGAAACGCUGUACGGUUGAUAUUAAUGAGUGCUCAAGUGCACCUUGUGUACACGGGACGUGCAAUAAUCUAAUUGCUCAAUAUUCUUGUACGUGUGAACCAGGGUGGACAGCCAGAAAUUGUGAUCAAGACUAUAAUGAGUGCCUAUCUAAUCCAUGUUUAAAUAAUUCAACAUGCAUUAAUGGAGGAAAUAAAUGGUCUUGUAAAUGUGUAGAUGGUUGGACUGGAUUAAAAUGCGACGAGGAUGUGAAAGAGUGUCAUUCUCAACCUUGUCAACAUAACGGUACGUGCAUUGAAGGAACAAAUUCAUUCAAAUGUAGUUGUAAGGAUGGAUGGACUGGAAACGAUUGUUCUAUUGAUGUAAAUGAAUGUGCUAGUAGUCCUUGCUACAAUGGUGGUUCAUGUACACAUGGAACCAAUGUCUACAAGUGUGACUGCAAAACCGGAUGGACGGGUAAAAGGUGUAAUGAGAGUAUCGACGACUGUCUCAUUAAUGGCGGAAAUCAACAAUGCCGUAAUGGAGCUAGAUGUGCAGAUGGUUUAAAUUCAUUUUCUUGCAUAUGUAGAUCGGGUUGGAAGGGAAAAUUUUGUACAGAGGACGUAAACGAAUGCGCUUCUAAUCCUUGCUUGAAUGGUGGAACAUGCCAAAACGAGUUAGCAGCUUUUAAGUGUUCCUGUCUACCUGGAUGGACAGGUUCCAGAUGUGAAGUAGAUAUUGACGAAUGUGCUAUUUCGUUGCCUUGUAGAAAUCAUAUUCAAUGUAAAAAUACACCAGGCAGCUACAGUUGUAUAUGCGCUUCCGGAUGGACAGGAAAAAAUUGCGAACAGGACUUAGACGAAUGUGCUUCUAAUCCUUGUUUCUUUGAGGGAACUUGUACAAAUCAACGAAAUGCAUUUAGUUGUAAAUGUAAAGAUGGUUUUAUUGGUGAUAGAUGCGAAGCUGUUGUAAGGAGAUGUAAAUUUUUUAAUCCUUGUAAGAAUGGAAUUUGUUUAGAAGAACAAAAGGGCGGUUAUAAGUGCCUAUGUAAACCUGGAUAUCAACACAGUAAUUGUGAAGAUGAAAUAGAUGAAUGCGCAUCCUCUCCUUGCUACAAUGGUGGAACUUGCCACAAUUUAAUUAAUGCCUUCAAUUGUAGCUGUAAAGCCGGUUAUUCAGGGACAAAUUGUCUUAUAGACUUUAAUGAAUGUUCAUCAACUCCUUGUAAGAAUGGGGGAACUUGUACAGAACCUUCUAUAGGAGUUUUUAAUUGUACAUGUCCAUCCGGAUUCUCAGGUGCAUUAUGUGAAAUUGACGAAGACGAAUGCAAAUCUCAACCCUGUCUACCUUUUCAAGUAUGCAUCGAUAAAGUCAACGGAUAUAGUUGUAAUUGUCCUGAAGGCAAAACGGGUAAAAAUUGCUCCGAAUUAGCCGAUAAAUGUUCUUCUUCUCCUUGUUUAAAUUCCGGUACUUGCACGAGUACAAAUGAAAAAUAUUCAUGCAGUUGUGUUUAUCCUUUCGAAGGAUUAAGGUGCGAAAUUGAUACAGACGUUUGUUUCCCAAAUCCAUGUUUACACGGAGGCAAUUGUACUCGUGAUGCAAGAGUUUCAAUUGGUUUCAAGUGUUCUUGUCAAGAUGGUUUUAUCGGCGAAAGGUGUGAAGGAGAUGUAUACGAUUGUAGAUCAAAUCCGUGCAAAAACUCUGGUACUUGCCACGAGUGGACAGACGGAAGGAGAGGAUUCACUUGUACAUGUCCACCCAAAUGGACGGGGAAGUAUUGUGAAUUCGACUCAAAUGGUUGUGAUAUUAAUCCAUGCAAUAAUAAUGGAACAUGUUCAAAGACUACUUCGACUUUUAGCUGUCAAUGUGCGUCAGGAUGGGCUGGUAGAACUUGCCUUGUAAAUGUCGACGAAUGCUCCGUUGCGAAACCGUGUCAAAAUGGAGGUCUAUGUGUUGACGAAAUGGGUGACUACAAAUGCAUUUGCAAUCCAUUUUGGACAGGAAAAAAUUGCGAAAUUGAUAUUAAGGAGUGCGCUAUUAAUCCUUGCCUGAACAAUGGACAAUGUGAAGAGAGAAUUGGGUCUCAAUUUUUAUGCCGCUGUAAAACUGGUUUUAGUGGUUCGAGAUGCGAGGAACAAACGAACGCCUGCGAACCGAAUCCAUGUAAUAAUAAUGGAACUUGCAGAAACGAAUCUUCAACGAUUAAAUGCGAAUGCAGUAGCUUUUAUACAGGAAAUAGAUGUGAAAAUCAAAUAAGACCUUGUCAAUUACAACCUUGUAAAAACAAUUCGACAUGCACUGAAGAAAAUGGAUCGUAUAAAUGUUCCUGCUUGCCCAAUUAUAUAGGACGAGACUGUGAUACGAGAGUUACGGAUUGCUCUGAUAAUCCUUGCCAAAAUAAUGCUACAUGUAAAAACUUGAUAACAGGAUAUCAAUGCUCCUGCCCUCCUGGAUUUGCUGGAAAAAAUUGUAGUAUUGACAUAGACGAAUGCAAGAGUUUUAACCCUUGCGCUAAUGGGGCAACUUGCACAGAUUAUGUUAAUUCUUUCAGAUGUACAUGUCCUCAAGGUUAUAGCGGUGUUACUUGCUCAAUUCCAAUUGACAACUGUCAGUCACAGCCUUGUUUCAAUAAUGGUACUUGCGUUAAUCAAGUGAAUGGUUAUAGUUGUAAUUGCUCAAUUAGUUUUACUGGAUCGAAUUGCGAAUUAAAUAUAUCAGAGUGCUCAUCUGGACCAUGUUUAAAUGGUGGCGAGUGUAUGGAAAGGGGUAAGUCGUGGUCGUGUAAAUGCCCUCAAGGAAUAAGUGGAAAUCGUUGUGAAGUUGUCACCACAGCAACUUUCGAUGGGAAAUCGUUCACAAUUUUGCAAUUUCCUGAUAAAACUCGCAAAAAAAGAGCUAUUAAUCCUAUAGUAACCAUAGAGUUUAAUUUAAAGACAUCUGUAUUAAGUGGCUUUAUUCUUGGUCUCUUCGGAUCAAACCAAAACAUCAUAAUCGAGUUAUACAACGAAUAUAUAAUUGUUUCUUUAUCCUCUAAUCAAGCAUUGAUUCGUCUUCAAAUUAAUCUUGUCAAAUUAAAUGGGAUUGUGGAUAUCGAUUGUUCAGUUAAAAUUUACGAGAAUUCCAUAAGUUUAACUACUCAACCAGUAACUUGUAAUGGCGGUCCGCAUUGUUUCCAGCAGAGUAAAUCUUUCAAAGUAGAGAGGAAAUUUGAUAAUAUUUACGUUGGUGGACUUCCAACAAUUGAUGCUUACAUAAGAAGCAUUUUACGAUCUUCGAAUCAGUUUAAGGGUUGUUUAUCAAAUUUGAAAAUAGAUGGCAUUAACCUCAACUUAAUUCCGCCCAAUUCUACUGAGUCAAACCUGAAGCCUGGAUGUCCCAAUCCGGUUGUAUGUACUGAUGAUUAUUGUCAAAAUGAUGGAAUUUGCAUUGAUAAUUGGACUGAGAUCAGUUGCAAAUGUUCGAAAGGAUUCGGGGGUAAAACAUGUCAGAAUAAAUAUUCAACGAACCUUAAGAAUGGUGAAUUUAUUUUUCUGCCUGGCUCUACAGCAAUUACUAAAUUGAGUAUGGAAGUUUCGACUAUUACCGAAGGCUUAGCUUUAUACACUCUCACCUCAGAGCCUUUAGCCAUAUCGUGUCCCGAUAAUAAAACUGUACGAAUUCACGUAAUAGCACGAGGAGGAGAUUUAGUAUCAACGAUUAUUCACGAUACUAAAACUGGAUGGAUUAAAAUUGAUUUAACAAUAACAAGAAAUCAGCUGGCUGUUAGAAUAAAUAAUGGUGAAAAAUUCUUAGAUGAUGUCAAGUACAGUAUUAGUAAUCUUCAAAUUCAAAUGCCAAUCUAUUUAGGAGAUCUCCACUCUCAUUCAAGCACAAAUAUAUGGAAAACUAGAAAUCCCCCACUGAUUACAAAAUCUAUCAAUGGUUGCGUAAAAAAUUUAAAAUAUAACGAAAUAGAUGUUGCACUUAAUGGUAAUUAUAGCUCCAAUUUUGGAAACGAUCCGCCAAAUCCCAUAGGAUCAUGCGAUUCAGCAUGUUUCCCUUCACCUUGCUCUAAUGGUUUAUGCGAAAUAGAGUGGUUGAAUCCUAAAUGUUUUUGUCGAGCUGGUUGGUCGGGUAUUAAUUGUACCAAGAGUUUACCGAUUUCCUUUAAUGGAGUAAAUAACUACUUAUUAUUCACGGUUAAUGCAACCACCUUCUCGUUUGAUGAUUAUGGAUCUGUUAGUUUUAGAAUGUUAAAUUCCUCUGGUACUCUAUUGAGCAUGAUUUUUCCAAUAAGAAACAAAUCUCCAGAUUAUCUAAGACUCUUUUCUUCCUCGGGAAUAUUAAAUAUUCAAGUGUACUUUAAUAGUUUAAGUUAUCAGCAAGACGUAGGAAACUACGGAAGAGGAAGCUGGCAUAAAGUUGAUUGGAAAUUUGUUAAUUCUACUUUUCAAUUAUCUUUAGAUAAUAAGGUGAUUACUCUUGGAGAAAAUAUUGUUAUCUGGAAAAAGGAUAGAUUUGAAGAAUUACAAAUAUUUUUGGGAGGAGAGGAAAUUAGCCAAGCAACCAGCGCAAAUCACUUCUCUGGUUGUUUGCAAGAUUUUCGAAUUGGCGAAAAAAUUAUUCCUUUCUCUGUAGAUAAUCAGCAAGAUGGUAUAAAAGCUCAAAUAAAUGGGCCAUAUAAUACGGGAUGCGAAUCAACUGAUAGUUGUAGGGCGAAGCCUUGUAAUCUAGAUGAAGAUUGUGUGAAUAUAUGGCGCACUUAUCAAUGUAUAUCGAAAAGAGAUCCCUGCCUGGAAUCACCUUGUUUCAAUAAUGGAACUUGCAAAACAGUAAACUCUACUUGGGUGUGCGACUGUCCCAUUAAUACAGACGGAAAACUGUGUGAAAUACUAUUACCAUGCGCCAGCAAGCCCUGUAUGAAUAGCGCUAUUUGCUCAAAUAUCGAUUCUAAGACAUUUAAAUGCAAUUGUAAGGGACCCUGGUACGGAGAUACUUGCGAAUUACAGGAUAAAUGUUUACAGAAUCCAUGUAAAAACAAUGGCACUUGCUCAAGAUCAGGAAAUGAUUUUAUUUGCAGUUGUACCUCUGACUGGAAAGGUGAGCAAUGCGAACUGUUAGCCGAUGUUUGUAAAUCAUUUCCUUGUCAAAACAAUGCAACCUGUACAACUAUUGGACAAAAUUAUCAGUGUUCCUGCCUGCCAGGUUGGACAGCAAAAGAUUGUAAUCAAGAUAUUGUUGACUGUAAACCAAAUAUAUGCAAAAAUGGAGGAAAUUGCAUAGAAGGUGUAAACUCAUAUUCUUGCAAUUGUCAAAGGGGCUAUGAAGGUGUCCACUGUGAAAUGGACAGAAGAGGAUGCCCUUCGAAUCCAUGUCGAAAUUCUGGUAAAUGUAUACCUUCCCAAAAGGAAUUUGAAUAUAGUUGUCAAUGUUCAAGUUUCUAUUCUGGGAAGACAUGCGAAGAGAAUAUUAACGAUUGCUUAACAUCAGUAUGCGAGAACGGUUCAACGUGCGUUGAUGGUUUAGGAAAUUAUACAUGUAAAUGUUUGCCCGGUUACGGAGGUCAAUUUUGUAAUGAAAUCAUAGAUUCCUGCUUUACUCAGCCUUGUCACAAUAAGGGUAAAUGUUUAUACACGGGAAGAUGCUCUUGUUCGUCCAUAGUUAAAUCGUGUGGCUGGCACGAUGAACCUUGCCAACUAAGAGAAUGCGUCGGUAAUUGCUCCAGAAUAUCUCCAUCUUAUUAUUGCGAUUGUACUGGCAGUGGAUAUCAGGGUUUAACUUGCCAAGAGGAUAUUAACGAAUGCGCUAGAAGUCCGUGCCUAAAUAGCGGUACUUGUAUAAAUACUAUUGGAUCAUUUAGAUGCUCCUGUGGUGAUGGAUGGACUGGCAGUUUGUGUGAAAAUGAUAUAGAUGAAUGUAACUUAGAAUCAACCAAGUGUUUGAACGGAGGGACUUGUUUAAAUUCCAUUGGCAGUUUUAAAUGCAUUUGCCCUAAGUCUUGGACUGGAACAGAUUGCAAAGAUGCGAAUAAUCCAUGCGCAUCCAAUCCCUGUGGAUCUGGUUCAACGUGUGUAGUGUUAUCAAAUUCUUUUAAAUGUAAUUGUAAUGAAAAAAUGACUGGAGUCCAAUGUCAAACAUUUAUUGACUUCUGCGAUAGUGUACCAUGUAAGAAUGGUGGAACGUGUUUGUCUCUAUUGGGUGAUUGGAACUGUACUUGCCCCAAUAAUUGGACUGGAAAAACAUGCGAUGUUACUAUUGCUGAAUCAUCCACAUCUGUAGGACUUAUUGUUGCCUUAACCUUAAUUUUAUUGCUAAUUCUAAUUGCACUCUUAGUGCUCUAUCUUUGGUAUCGUAAAAGAAAUCAGACAAAAGAUUAUAAAGGACGUUAUUUACCAAGAAAUACAGAAGAAAUUUUAACUGCACCAGUUCCUCUACAUACUCUACUAGAUCCAAGACCAAAAGAGAUACUUGUAUAG
Molecule: messenger RNA, 8563 nt
Organism: Dimorphilus gyrociliatus
Lineage: Eukaryota; Metazoa; Annelida; Polychaeta; Dinophilidae
Source: the annotation of a GenBank genome assembly